Messenger RNA from Pistacia vera, 2559 nucleotides. RefSeq names its product probable protein phosphatase 2C 23. The record is from RefSeq and is a predicted model, not a curated record. Bases 173 to 2284 code for a protein of 703 amino acids. Gene Ontology annotation, biological process: protein dephosphorylation. The transcript has 4 exons. Lineage: Eukaryota; Viridiplantae; Streptophyta; Magnoliopsida; Sapindales; Anacardiaceae. Gene Ontology annotation, molecular function: protein serine/threonine phosphatase activity.
UCUUCCUCUCACUUUCUUCUCUCUUUCACUCUUCACACGUCCGCCAUGACGACGCGUCGUUUAAUACUUUAAACUUCUAUCAACACAAGCUCUUCUUUCGGUUCCCUUUCUCUUUGUUUUUUCCUUUUUAAUUUGUUUUGGUAUUCCAUCUAAAUUCUGUGUCUGUUGAAGUAUGGGAAACGGUUUUGGUAAACUCACCGUGUGCUUCACGGGAGGCGAACAUGCUCGCCGACGAAACGAUGUAUCAGUUUUAAUAUCUGACCCGCUUGAUGAAGGUCUGGGACACUCUUUCUGCUAUGUUCGACCCGACCCGACUCGGUUAUCAUCCUCCAAGGUUCACUCUGAAGAAACGACGACCUUUCGCACUAUUUCCGGUGCUUCCGUCAGCGCGAAUACGUCCACGCCGCUCUCCACGGCCUUCCUUGAUCCGUACACUUACAGUAGUUUUGACCGUGCGGCGGCUUUUGAUUGCUCUAAUAACUUCUCUUCGAUUCCUCUGCAGCCGAUCCCGAAAAAUCUGAUCAACUCGGGUCCGAUAUUCCCGGGUAACUAUAAUUCGGGUCCUUUGGAGCGAGGUUUCUUGUCGGGUCCGAUUGAGAGAGGGUUCUUGUCUGGACCACUCGAUCGCACCGGGUUGUUUUCGGGUCCGAUUGAGAAGGGUAGCUCCGACGAACAAUUUCAACGGAGUUUUUCCCAUUCGGGUUAUAAUUUCCGACCCAGAUCACGAAAACGGUCAUUGAUUCGGGUCCUUCAGAGAGCGAUAUCGAAAAGGAUUUCUCGCGGCCAGAACUUGAAUUCAAUUGUAACUCCGAUUAAAGGAAUGGCUUCGGUUAAAGAACCCGAGUGGAUUAUCGGGUCGGAUAAGAACCAAAACGAUAAUAAUUUAACGGUGAGUAGCGACGGUAGUUUAUUAGAAGACGAUGAUUCUCAAGAGUCUCAAAAUCUUCAAUGGGCUCAAGGCAAGGCUGGGGAAGAUCGUGUUCACGUGGUGGUUUCGGAGGAACAUGGUUGGGUUUUUGUUGGGAUUUAUGAUGGAUUCAACGGCCCUGAUGCUCCUGAUUAUCUUUCAUCUAAUUUGUAUUCAUUCGUUCACAAAGAACUUAAAGGUUUAUUGUGGGACGACAAGUUUGAACCGAUUCCAAGCACAGCAGCUACACAAGAUGAUUCUGGAAAGAGUUACGUGACUGAAGCUGAUUCUUUGAAGAAUUGUAGUGGAGAUUCUUGUUCACAGUGUGUAGAUUUUGAUUUUGAUUGGAAUUCGAAGCGAGGUAGACACAAGAAGUUCAGGAGUAGUUACAGAGGGGCGGCCAAGAAAUGGGAAGAGAAUCAAAGGAGGUGGAAAUGUGAGUGGGACAGAGAAAGACUAGAACUUGAUCGGAAAUUAAAAGAACAGUUGAAUAAAAACAAUAAAGAUAAAGCACACGAUAUAAUUCACGCGGAUGUGUUGAAAGCUUUAUCGCAAGCAUUGAAGAAAGCAGAGGAGGCUUAUUUGGAUAUAGCAGAUAAGAUGGUGAUGGAAAAUCCGGAAUUGGCGUUGAUGGGUUCUUGUGUGCUUGUAAUGUUGAUGAAAGGAGAGGAUGUUUAUGUGAUGAAUGUGGGUGAUAGUAGAGCGGUUCUGGCUCAAAAAGCUGAACCUGAUUAUUGGCUUGGUAAGAUUAGGCAAGAUUUAGAGAGGAUUAAUGAAGAAACUUUGCAUGAUCUUGAAGGGUUUGAUUUAGAUCAACCGAGUACAGUUUCUAAUCUAACUGCUUUUCAGCUUAGUGUGGAUCACAGCACGAGUGUGGAAGAGGAAGUUCAAAGAAUUAAAAAUGAACACCCUGAAGAUGCCUGUGCUUUGAUGAAUGACCGUGUUAAAGGUUCAUUGAAGGUCACCCGGGCUUUUGGUGCUGGCUUUCUCAAACAGCCAAAGUGGAAUAAUGCACUUUUGGAGAUGUUCAGAAUUGACUACAAGGGCACAGCUCCUUACAUCACUUGUUUACCCUCUCUAUACCACCACAAAUUAGGGCCAAAAGACAGGUUUUUGAUAUUAUCCUCGGAUGGGCUCUAUCAAUACUUCACAAACGAAGAAGCUGUUUAUGAGGUUGAACUUUUCAUCAAACUGCAACCAGAAGGAGAUCCAGCACAGCAUCUGGUUGAGGAAGUACUGUUCCGGGCUGCAAAGAAAGCUGGCAUGGACUUUCACGAGUUACUUGAAAUACCACAGGGGGAUCGAAGGCGAUACCAUGAUGAUGUUUCCAUCAUAGUAAUAUCCUUAGAGGGAAGAAUAUGGAGAUCUUUUGUGUAAGUAGAGAAAUUCCGAAGACAACAGAUAAAAGAUAUAGAGACAUCCACUAAAAAAGUCGGGCAUAUCCCUUUUUGGCAGUUCUUUUCCUGGUCGCCUUUGUAACAUAACAAUUAAGCUUCAUGAAAGUGUUUUGAGGAACUUAGUUGUGCAAGUUCUGGGUGAUAAAGGAGUGUAAAGGUGUAAAAGUUGGUUCUUGUUGAUUAUAAAUGUCAUAUAAAAUUGUAAUUUUCCACUAAUAAAUGACAUUCCUUUUAAAAAGGAUUUUGUUUCUCCAA